Molecule: messenger RNA, 1188 nt
Organism: Balearica regulorum gibbericeps (East African grey crowned-crane)
Lineage: Eukaryota; Metazoa; Chordata; Aves; Gruiformes; Gruidae
Source: RefSeq, a predicted model, not a curated record
AAAGCUCGUGAAGCUAAUCAAGAGCUUCAGGUUCAGCUGGAUCAUGCAGUGCAGCAAUCAUUGGAUCCUACAAGUAAAGGCAAUUCUCUCUUUGCUGAGGUGGAGGACCGUAGGGCAGAAAUGGAACGACAGCUGAUCAGUGUGAAAAUAAAAUAUCAGUCACUACAAAAACAGCAUGCAUUCACUAGAGAACAGUUGCAAAGAAUGAAGCUGCAAAUGGCUACGCUGCUACAGAUGAAAGGCUCUCAGGCAGAAUUUGAGCAGCUGGAACGCUUACAGUCUAUGUUAGAACAAAAGAAUGGUGAGAUAGAAGAUCUUCUUAUGAAAGUGAGGCAGCUAGAAAAAUUUAAGACUUUAUAUGAGAGUAUGGAAGAAUCCAGAGCUAGCAGUAGCUCAAAAGGAGGAGAGUCUGAAGAUGGCUACUAUGCAGAUUUAUUGCAAAUGAAACUUGACAACUCAAACAAGGAAACGGAAACCUUGAAAAAUGAGCUAUCUUUGCAGCGGAUGAAAGCUCUGUAUGAGAGCCAAAGGGUUCUGGAAGUUGAAAGGAAACUUUUCGCGAAUGAGAGGCAUUUGCAAGCUUGUCAGAGUGAGAAUAUGAACUUGCGAGUUAUGCUGGAUGAGCUAAAAAUGAAAUAUGAACCCGAAGAAUUACUUAAAGGCACUAAAAUUAAAAAGAAGAGGGAGAAGAUUCCAGUGGACAGUACUUGUGAGUACUUGGACAGCAAAAAUACUUCUGUAAAAGAAGCUGCUCACACUCAAUUGCCAAGUAAGGAAGAAACAAAGGUGACUUCCAAGAACUUGGAGCAAAGUGAUGCUUCUCCAAAAAAACAUGCUCUUGAAGCCCCACCAAUAAAUAUAGCUCUUCAAGCAAUGCAAAAAGUAGUUGAACCUGAAAGAGAAAGAAAAAGAGCUAAAACUAAAGAUGAGAAUCAUGAUGCCUGUACUUCAUAUAGCAGAAGUGGAAGUAAUUCCUUGACUUCAGCUGCCCCCAGGUUAACAGCUGAAUCCAGAUUUGAAUCUAUGGAAAAAGAAGAUAAGAAAGAAAAAAUCACGACUGAGAAGAAAACACAAAAGAAAAAAUACACAACGUUGUAUGUAUCUUCUAAGCCAACUCCUGAAACACAGUGUGCUCAGCAAUAAAACUUACAUUUGUGGAAGGAACCUGAACAAUUCUGCUUCAGCAGG